ACCCAAAAACGAGACGAAGGAAGCGCCAACCUCGAAGCCAGCUCCUGCCUCAAUCCGCCUCCAGCUCCGACCAUCAGCAGCCAUGGCGUCCGUCAGGGAGAAGAAGCUCAAACGCAAAGAGUUGAAUUUGUGGGUUGUUGCACAGAUACUGGAAAGGAAGAAGGCGAUCGACCAACUCAUCAAAGCAGCUUCCGCACACAGUGACCAUCUCACUGAUUUCCCUCCAUUCCGCCGUUUUCAUAGAGAUGGCCUUUCUGUAUGCUUGGAGUCUGGCCGUGGGAAUAAACUCUCCCCUCCUGUGAAACAAUACACUCAGACCCUUCUCAAGGUGAAUAUGGAGGGGCCGUUUGGGUCAGAGUGGGCGGAGGAAGAGAAGGUGAAACGGAGGGAAAUGGUUUCUCCUGAUGCGCGCUAUAUAUUUGUUCAUGAGGUUCCAAAUGUAGUUGCAAAUGAGUGUCAAGAUAAGGGACCCAUGGUGGGAUUUGUGCACUACCGUUUUACUCUUGAGGAGGAGAUUCCUGUGGUCUAUGUGUAUGAAAUUCAGCUUGAGUCUCGUGUUCAAGGGAAAGGACUUGGGAAGUUCUUGAUGCAGUUGAUUGAACUUAUUGCUAGAAAGAAUCAUAUGGGUGCUGUGGUGUUAACUGUUCAGAAAGCAAACUUGUCAGCUAUGAAUUUUUACACAAGCAAGCUGAGGUACACCAUAUCAAGCAUUUCACCAUCAAGAGUCAACUCAUUGGCUGAAGUUGAAAAAAGUUAUGAAAUUCUUUGCAAAACAUUUGAUAAUGAAGCCAAAGCUAUGCUGGAGGAGAGCUGACAUCUACCUGAAGAAUGAUGUUAGUGUAAUGCUUGAAAUUUUGAAGAUGGACUUCAUUGAGCUUUAAAUCUAGGGAGGAGGUGUUAUGCUUAUGGCUGUUGAAACUAAAAGGGAAAAUGGUUGUGGGUUUUCUAAAUGGCGCAAUCAAGAAAUGUCUAAGAGAGCUGUAUAGUUGAUUCAGAGUUUGAAGAAAAAAGAACUACAUAUACAACUAUGAGAUUAAGAAUAACAAAUUAUUUUUGCCUUUGCUAAUUCUGGUUGAGCAAGUAAAUCAUGCAGUUCCUUGUGCUUGCAUUAAAGUGAAUCCAAUAUUUUUAUAAGCUUCUUGUUGCAUACAAAAAAUCAAGUACCAACUUGACU
Molecule: messenger RNA, 1174 nt
Organism: Rubroshorea leprosula
Lineage: Eukaryota; Viridiplantae; Streptophyta; Magnoliopsida; Malvales; Dipterocarpaceae
Source: the annotation of a GenBank genome assembly